Messenger RNA from Penicillium soppii, 1110 nucleotides. RefSeq names its product alkene reductase. The transcript has a single exon. Lineage: Eukaryota; Fungi; Ascomycota; Eurotiomycetes; Eurotiales; Aspergillaceae. Gene Ontology annotation, molecular function: NADPH dehydrogenase activity; FMN binding. The coding region runs from base 1 to 1110 and encodes 369 amino acids. The record is from RefSeq and is a predicted model, not a curated record.
AUGACAAAACUCUUCACUCCUCUCCGCGUCGGCCGCGUGGAACUCUCCAACCGCAUUGCCAUGGCCCCCAUGACUCGCUUCCGCGCCGAUGACAACCACAUCCCCCUUCCCUUCGUGAAGGACUACUAUGCCCAGCGUGCCUCAGUCCCCGGCACCCUGCUGAUAACUGAGGCAACAUUCAUCUCUGCUCGCGCAGGUGGCUACCCCAACGUCCCAGGCAUCUACAACGACGCCCAGAUCGCCGCCUGGAAGGAAGUUACCGACGCAGUGCACGCCAAGGGCAGCCACAUCUACGUGCAGCUGUGGGCUCUCGGACGAGUAGCCAACCCAGACGUCCUCAAGGCCGAGGGUGACUACGAGCUCAUCUCCAGCAGUGCCACGCCCGCAGCCGCCGAUGCGCCUACACCGCGAGCCCUGAGCGAGUCCGAGAUCCAUGAGUGGAUCGGCGACUAUGCGCAGGCCGCGCGGAACGCCAUUGCGGCGGGCUUCGACGGCGUCGAGAUCCACGCUGCCAAUGGGUAUCUGAUUGAUCAGUUCAAUCAGGAUACCUGCAACACGCGCACUGACGGGUGGGGCGGCAGUGUGGAGCGUCGCGGCAAGUUCGCUGUCGAGGUCACUCGUGCUGUUGUUGACGCUAUUGGUGCCGAUCGCACCGGCAUUCGCUUCAGCCCUUGGAGCACUUUCCAGGGCAUGCGGAUGAGUGACCCUAAACCGCAGUUUGAGUACCUUGCGUCGCAGAUUGCAGCUUUGAAGAUCGCGUACGCGCAUGUGGUUGAGUCGCGCAUUGCGGGUAAUGCCGAUGUGGAGUCCACUGAUCAGCUGGAUUUCUUCCUGGAGGCGUAUGGCAAGGCUUCGCCUGUGAUCAUUGCUGGUGGUUAUAAGGCUGACUCGUCUCGUCAUGCGGUGGAUGUGAAAUAUGCCGAUUAUGAUAUCAUCAUUGGUAUUGGACGUCCGUUCAUUACAAACCCGGACUUGCCCUUCCGUGUCAAGGAGAACAUUCCUUGGGUGCCCUACAACCGUGACACUUUCUAUGUCCCUAAGGAUCCCAAGGGAUACGUCGACUACGAAUUCAGUGCUGAGUUCCAGAAGACUGUUGAGGCUACUGCUUGA